AUGUCGGCCUCUGGAGUUCGAAGAGUAGAUGAUGCCAGUCUCCGUAAAAGGGUAGGGAAGAAAAACUCUGUGAAGUUUGAACAAUCUGAGAAAGAAUUGAUUGACGAUUCCGACUUAAUCAAAGACAACAGGGAUGAGGAAACAAAGGAAUUUAUCAAUUCGUUAUAUACUUUGGAGAGCAUUUUAAUGCCAAUUUUGUUUACAAUCUUGUCAUUUGCAGUCAGGGUGUAUAGGAUUGGUGUGAAUGAUGCGGUGGUAUGGGACGAGGCUCACUUUGGUAAAUUUGGCUCUUACUACUUGAGACAUGAAUUCUAUCACGAUGUGCAUCCCCCAUUGGGGAAAAUGCUUGUUGGAUUAUCAGGAUACUUAGCCGGAUAUAAUGGUUCUUGGGACUUCCCAUCUGGAGAAGUGUAUCCUGAUUACAUUGACUACACGAAGAUGAGAAUAUUCAACGCUACAUUUUCUGCAUUAUGUGUUCCAUUUGCUUACUUGACUAUGAAAGAACUUGGAUAUUCAAUAGCAACUACUUGGCUCUUUACUCUAAUGGUCACAUUAGAAUCUUCUUAUGUAACAUUAGGAAGAUUCAUUUUAUUGGAUUCGAUGCUAUUAUUUUUCACAGUUGCAACUUUUUUCAGCUUUACAAGAUUCAAUAAUUUCAAUACAAAAGGAAGAGAGUUCACUAGAAAGUGGUGGAAAUGGUUGAUUUUAACUGGUUUCUCAAUUGGAUGCACUUGUUCUGUGAAAAUGGUUGGUUUGUUUAUUACAGCUUUAAUUGGAAUUUACACUAUCGUUGAUUUGUGGAACAAGUUUGGUGAUAAGUCAAUGAAAUGGAAGGUGUACCUUUAUCAUUGGGGAGCAAGAAUUUUUGGUCUAAUAAUUAUACCACUUACAAUCUUCUUGUUGUGCUUCAAAGUUCAUUUUGACUUACUAUAUAAGUCGGGGACUGGAGAUGCAAAUAUGUCAUCCUUGUUCCAAGCAAACUUAUUAGGUUCAGACGUUGGAGUUGGUCCGAGAGAAGUCACUAUUGGGCAUUCGAUUGUUACUCUUAAAAAUCAAGGCUUGACUGGAGGUUUAUUGCAUUCUCAUGUUCAAACAUUUCCCGAAGGUUCAAAGCAGCAACAAGUAACGACCUAUUCUCAUAAGGAUGCCAAUAAUCAUUGGAUAUUCCAGCGGCCCAGAUGGGAACCUUAUUAUGAUACCGAUAAUUCUGAAGACAUAGAGUAUGUUAUUGAUGGAAUGAGUGUUAGAAUUAUGCACCCUAUGACAGGAAGAAAUUUGCACACCCACGAUAUUGCUGCACCAUUAAGCAAAUCUGAGUAUGAAGUGGCUUGUUAUGGAAACCUUACUAUUGGUGACCAAAAAGACAAUUGGGUUGUAGAGAUAGUUGAGCAACCAGGAAAUGAAGACAAAUUGAGGCUACAUCCAUUGAGUUCAUCUUUUAGAUUGAAGAACGCAGUACUUAACUGUUAUUUAGGUGUAACAGGCUCUUCCUUGCCGCCAUGGGGAUUUAGACAAGGUGAAGUUGCUUGCUUCAAAAAUUCAUUUAAAAGAGAUAAGAGGACCUGGUGGAAUAUCGAGAAGAAUGAAAAUAAAAUCUUACCACCAGCGCCAGAGGAUUUCAAGUUGCCAAAGACAAGGUUUAUCAGAGAUUUCAUUCAAUUAAAUUUGGCAAUGAUGGCUACAAAUAAUGCAUUGCUUCCAGACUAUGACAAGCAAGAUGACUUGGCUUCAUCCGCUUGGGAAUGGCCAACAUUACAUGUAGGUAUUAGAAUGUGUUCUUGGGCAGCUGAAAAAGUGAAAUAUUUUAUGAUUGGCUCUCCUGCUACUACAUGGACAUCAUCUUUAGGUGUUGUGCUCUUCGCAUUCAUCUUCUUAUACUAUGUUAUUAGAUGGCAGAGGCAGUUUGAUGAUUUCCCUGCUUCAAAUCCUAAAAAAUUAAGCUUAUAUGUUAUGGGUGGUAUUUAUCCAAUGUUUGGAUGGGGCUUACAUUUCAUGCCAUUCGUGGUAAUGGGAAGGGUUACAUAUGUACAUCACUAUGUUCCAGCGUUAUAUUUCGCUAUGCUCGUCUUUUGUUACGAGUUUGAAGUUUUUACACUUCCUUUAAAAAGGUCCUCAAAUACUAUCGCUAAGGUAGCCUAUCUAUUGAUAUGCUUAUCGGCUUAUGCGUUGGUUGCAGGUACGUUCUGGUACUUCAGAUACAUGUCAUUUGGAAUGGAGGGUCCCAAAGAAGAUUGGACUCAUUUAGACUUACUUCCAUCCUGGAAAAUCGCUAACGAUAACUACAGAUAA
This is a messenger RNA of Priceomyces carsonii, 2289 nucleotides long. It is a transcript of the gene PMT2, whose product is annotated as dolichyl-phosphate-mannose-protein mannosyltransferase. Gene Ontology annotation, molecular function: dolichyl-phosphate-mannose-protein mannosyltransferase activity. The coding region runs from base 1 to 2289 and encodes 762 amino acids. Gene Ontology annotation, biological process: protein O-linked glycosylation via mannose. The record is from RefSeq and is a predicted model, not a curated record. Lineage: Eukaryota; Fungi; Ascomycota; Pichiomycetes; Serinales; Debaryomycetaceae. Gene Ontology annotation, cellular component: endoplasmic reticulum; membrane. The transcript has a single exon.